Messenger RNA from Pangasianodon hypophthalmus (striped catfish), 2768 nucleotides. RefSeq names its product tripartite motif containing 59 (gene trim59). Gene Ontology annotation, cellular component: cilium; intraciliary transport particle B; centrosome. The transcript has 2 exons. The record is from RefSeq and is a predicted model, not a curated record. Gene Ontology annotation, molecular function: zinc ion binding. Bases 590 to 1858 code for a protein of 422 amino acids. Lineage: Eukaryota; Metazoa; Chordata; Actinopteri; Siluriformes; Pangasiidae. Gene Ontology annotation, biological process: cilium assembly.
CAUAUUUUUGUCAUUAUUCAGCUUAAUAGGGUUAUUGUUUUCACCAUGUUUCCUUCUGUCCUGUAUGAAUAAAUGCAAGCUAGCUAAAGAGAAUUCAGACAUGACAAAAAAUGAAAAGGUACAGGUUUAGUUCUGCUCAUUUACAGAAAAUAAACAUGAUGUAGGUUAAAUAAUGACGCAGUUCCACCUGUGUUUACUGAAUAACAGGAAGGAGUAGCGUUUCAUGACGGAGCUAGCCCAACGUCAUGUCCGGCUAUCGCUUUGUUAACUUCACUUCCUUGGUGUUUUUCAGAGGUUUUGGUCGCUAAUUACAGAUUUUAGUCAGGUUUUAUGUGCUACAAUCCUUUUGGGAGUUUUUAAAACAUGGUAUUAAUAAUGUACUUUAAAUAUACGGGGAAAACGGGCAAACUUAGCAUUCUGAAGUGAUGCAGCUAAUGUUGUAGAGACAGUAAACAAACCCCAAGAGCUUUCAGCUGAAGUAAAGCAAACAGCCUUCUCCACUCUCAGUGUGUCAUUUCAUCUAACAGGACAGACUCCAGGAGAGGGUGUUUUCUCAGGACGGCAGCAGUAGCUCACCCGUUAUUGUGAUAUGGAGAAUUUGGAAGAGGAUUUGACGUGCUCUGUUUGUUAUUCCCUCUUUAACGAUCCACGAGUACUACCCUGCUCCCACACCUUCUGCAAAGCAUGUCUGGACAACGUGCUCCAGGUCUCCACUAACUUCUCCAUCUGGCGCCCACUUCGCCUACCACUCAAGUGUCCCAACUGCCGUAGCAUGGUGGAACUUCCGCCUAAUGGCGUGGAAGGUCUGCCGAUUAAUGUCUGUCUGCGCGCCAUUAUAGAAAAGUACCAGCGUGACAGUGAGCCGCGAACUCCUUCCUGCCCUGAGCACCAUCGCCAGCCUCUGAAUGUCUACUGCGUUCAGGACUGCAAGCUUAUAUGUGGUUUGUGCCUCACUAUUGGGCAGCAUCAGGGCCACACCAUUGAUGAUCUGCAGACAGCGUACGUCAAAGAGCGCAAUACCCCAGCCAGACUAGUCGAGCGGCUCACGGACAGGCGCUGGGAAGAAGUCUGUGGCCUGGUGGAGAAGUUAGAACAGGAAAAAUCUCGACAUGAAGGUCUAAUAAGGCAAGACCGCGAAGCCGUUACGCGGUUCUUUCAGGGCCUGGAGCGCCUUCUGGAGCACAAGAAAGAGGCAUUCAUGAAAGUUCUGGACAGGGCCAACGGGCAGCUGGUCUGCACUUAUAAGCCACUCAUCGAGAAGCUUAAGGAUAUGAAGGAGGAGCAGCUAGAGCUCAUCUCCAUCAUCUCAAGCAUCAGUGAAGAUGAGUCAGCCCUUGUUUUCCUGGAAAAGGUGCACCACUUGAGGCAGAGGGUUGAUGCCUUGACCCAGACAGAGCUGCCUGAAGUCCCCACCCUCCACAUCUCGCCUCACUUAGAGGAGUUCCUUGAGGAACACUGGGCUAACGUGACGAUUGGAAGGCUGGAAGAUAGUCCAGUUCCAGAAAUCUCCUGUCAUGUGAAGAGACAUACUACUGAAGAGCCACAGUCAGCAUUAGCUCAGAAGUGGACGUUCAAGUCUUUGACUGCUGUGGCUUUGCUGAUGGUGCUGCUGUUCCUUCUGGUUUUCUGGUUAAAUCCAGUGAUUGGAGCAUCACUUGGGUUCUCCAGCGUCUCACAGAUUAGUCAAGCAGUAGUGAGUCUAGCUCAUGAACUUUCUUUACCACUUCAUGGCUCAGGGACAUUUCUAUACUGCCUGCUUCAUGAUCUUAGCCUUAAAUUCAAUUCGUAUAUUUCAGCUGUAGGAGAGAGCACCUAUCAACAUGUGGCCUUCUUUUUUAAAACAUUACGGUUAUGUUAAGUCACUGUGCAACCAGAAGCGGUACUCUGUGCUGUAGAGUUAACUUUUACUACAUUUACAUGUGCAUCAAGUUAAGCAGAAAGGUUCAAUUACACAUGACUAUUCAGCUGAACAGAGCACAGCUUGCUACAAGCCACAGCGUAGCAGUUAAUAUUCCUGUUCAGCGAUAAAAGGGGAACAGUAUGGUUCUAAUUCACCUGAAAUGAAAUCGGGCAGUUUUGAGAAUUUCAUGUCUCUUCUUGUAACUGAUGAACUAAUAUUUUAUAAUACAGUGCUGCUGUUUUGUUUCUACUUUCUAAUUCCUAACAUUUUCUACUGAAAUUUUAAUAACUUGUCUAUGUGUCAGUUUUUUUCUUAAAUUAAUAAUUAUCAAUAAUUUUUGGCUGUUUUAUUUUGCCCAACCAUUUUAGAAAUUAAAGUAUGUUAUGCUUGAAAUAAGGGCUGCACUUAUCAAAAGUAAAAUCUAAUGUAAUGUAAAAUCUAAUGCAGUUAUUGAUGGUUAUUUACACAGGAACAGUGCAGCGAGAGAGAUAUUGCUCACCAUGUGGGUGUCCAACACACCAAUCUACAGGCUAUCAGGCUAGACAGAGUCCAGCAGGACAGACUUCUGAGUACACAUGUAUGUUUAGUUUAAUGAAAAAGGUACCCAAGUGUGAAGUUCAAGUGUGUGUGUUUACUGCAGAGUUGUUUCAUCACUGCUUGAAGGGAGAACAAUGCUGCUGUGCUCAGAAUGCAGAGGUGCCAACUAAGGGCGAUAUGACAUAAUUCAAGACAUUUCUACAAUACAUAAUGUGUAACAUGAUAUAGGUGUACAAACCAGCUACCAGCAAAACAUUAGUGUUGCAUUAAAAAAAAUGUUAUGAAGAACCUGUGUCUACAAAAAUAAAUUACUUAACUGAACAAAAAAAAA